Molecule: messenger RNA, 321 nt
Organism: Necator americanus (New World hookworm)
Lineage: Eukaryota; Metazoa; Nematoda; Chromadorea; Rhabditida; Ancylostomatidae
Exons: 1
Coding region: 1-321 (106 amino acids)
Source: RefSeq, a predicted model, not a curated record
AUGUGGAUCUCUUCGAGAUCACGAACGGGAAUUAGGGUGGACGGACAACCGAUAGAACUCAUCGAUGAGUUCUGUUACCUGGGCUGUACGCUGAAGAACAACGGUAGCUACGAGAGAGAUGUUCAGCAAAGAUGCGCUAAGGCCACUUCUGCAUUUAAUUCCUUAACGAAAUGCCUGUGGUUGACCCCCAACGAAGUCAAGCUGCGAGUCUACCUGUCUGCAAUUCGCCCCAUUAUGAUGUACGGAUCGGAGACUUGGGCAGCACCAUCAACGGUUAUGGAGAAGCUUGACUGCCCGGAACGAAAGCCGCUUAGACGGUGA